UUAUCAUACUUGACACGCAACUUCACUCUUCACUUUCACUGCUGUCCAUUUUCGAGUCUUUAGGGGAGAGGGAGCCAGUGCUGGGCAUUUGGUAUCUGUUGGCGACCAGCAUACGAUCAUGUAUCGAUGUGGAUACACCCCUCAAGUUUCAAUGUUCUACUUGCAGUGAGGAUGGAAUGUUGGCUGUGGUGAUAAGCAAUUGUGAGUCAGCACAAUCACUGUGCUCUUAGAGUCACACCCCCUCUGCACCUCUGUUCCAGGAACUUGGGAGAACGAAAGUGUUUCGGAAAGAAGAGUCCUGAUGACUACAUGAGGUGCGUCCACAAUGAGCGGGCCCCAUUGUGAGCUACCAGAUCAGGUAGCAAAGUGGACCACAAAGGAUGUCACUCACUGGCUGACCUCCAAGGUCCGUGUUCAUCCGACUUUUGCAGACAAGUUUGAAAAAGAAGACGUGUGUGGAGAAUUCCUACUGACCUUUGAGAAAAAAGAAAUACUGGAGAUGGGCAUAAAACAUGGUCCCGCGGUCAAAAUCACCAGGUACCUGGAACAGCUGAAGAAAGAAGAAAAAGGUUCAGAAAUGGAGUCCCGAAAGCCCUGCCUUAUUGAGCAGUGGACCAAGGAGGAGGUGUAUCAGUGGUUGCUUCCUCUUGUAAAGAGCAACAAGCAAUAUGCAGAAAAGCUCCUACAGGAAGAUGUCUCUGGAGACUGUCUGCUUUGCUUUGAGAAGAAGGACUUCAAGGACAUCGGCAUCAGAACCGGUCCAGCAGUGCACAUUCUGAAAAACCUUGACAAGCUCAAAGAGCAAGUGGACCUUACCACAGACCAACAGGAGGGCAUGGCUCAGGCAAAAGAUGAAGUUGACUCUAAAAAACUGAAAGAGAGCCAAAAGGUGGCUCCUUCAACAGAGGACAUUCCAGUUCCGAGACUGAACUCUCAGGUUGUGCUGUCCAAGAGGAAACAAGUCAAGGACACAAUCCAGCAAGUGGUCAGCCUCUUGGAGGAACUACCAAAAGAAGACUUUAAAAAAUUUCAAGUCUUCUUACACGACAAAAACAAUGAGAAGAAGCGGCAAAUUCCUUGGUGCAAACUGGAAGGCAGGGACAGAGUGGACACCGCCAAAUUAAUGAGCGACCACUACGACGACCAGGCCAUACCUGUGACAAGAGAACUUCUGCACCAAAUCAAUCAGCACCAGCUUGCUAGCACAUUGGAAGUUCAGUCGGGUCAGCUGAUGUGCUCCUCGGAAGAAGCGGAGUUAAGGAGAGAUGCAAACCAAGGAGAAAAACUGAAAAAUCUGCUGACGUGCGGUGGGAACUCCCUGGACAACUAUGAUAGAUUUGUUGUGGUGGUGAACAAGAGCAGUCCAGAACAAGUCCAGCACCUCCAAUUUCUGACCAAACUCCAGCUGUUCUGUGUCUUGGACUUUGACCCAAACUCCAACAUCCCUCAAGGAUUGUGUCACUCCUACAAAGAGACACGUGUGGCGAAUCUGCAUUACCCAUCUCAGUAUCAGGGCGAAGUGGACUCUAUAGUGACCGACCUCAACCUCUAUGGUCAGACGAGCUGGGUCUUCUGCAAUGGUAGACACGAUAUCGAGAGCGAACGUAACAUGGAGCGGGACUAUAAGACGUGGUGGAAGAAAUCUUGCAGAGAUGUCGAGCAGUUGGUUGCAUUCAUUUGUCACUGUGACUUUUUUAAUUAUGGAAGAGGCCUCAUCAUUUUCCUUCUGCUGUCGUCUGUGGACACAGACAAGGACCCGUUUUUUGAGACCUACAAGUCUUUCUUGAAAUACAGGGAAGAAGAGAAUAACAUCAUCACUAUUUGUGAGUCCACAAGCACUUACACCAAAUGGAAGGAACUCAUUGUUGAAAAGUUUGACUAUGACAUAGACCCGCUCUCAAUCUACGAGCUGACACUCAGUCAGGUCAACGGGACUGUGAUGGCACUGGGGCCGUUCAGCCAGUCGCGUACAAAGCUGUUACCGUCGUCAGACUCCAGCGCCGUGGUGCUGAAGCAGAAAGAUGAAGAUUUAUUGACCGCUUUGGACAUUUUGUGUCUGAAUCAGUGUGAAAAUGUUUAUGAAGACGAAAGCGGUCCAGAGUUCCAAAAGUUUCGGAAGCAACAGGAGGAGGACUUCUACCGAGGAGGCAAAGUCAAAUGGUGGAACUUCUACUUCUGUGACAAGGACAGUAAGAAGACAUUUGUCAAGAGAGACAAGUACCAAAAUGUGAUGGGAAUAAUUCGCUCUCAGAGAGUCAGCAGAAAUACUUGUGUGCUGUUGAAUUUAUUCCAUCAUCCAGGCUGUGGCGCUACCACCUUAGUCAUGCACGUCAUGUGGGAGCUUCGCAGCGAGUUUCGAUGUGCGGUGUUGAAAGAUACCACGCUGCCUAAGGAAGACGUAGCUGCUCAGAUUAUAGAUCUCAUGAAGCUGGAAAGUGUAAUGCCCUCUCCAGUCUUGCUGUUGAUGGACGACUUAAAGGAGACCGUUAGUGACGACCUUGUCAACUGCAUCCGCAAAGCGGUGGAAGACUUGGGCAACUCCAAUGUGAACACGCCAAACUGCAAAGUCAUUGUCCUGAACUGUGUUCGCUCGCAUAGCCCAAAAGAACAAUACAAGCAUCACAACUCCACCCAGUGUCAGUUCAUCACCGCUUCACUGUCACAACAUGAGCAGGAAGAGUUUGACAAGAAACUGGAAGAGCUGCAGAAAACACACGAUAAGCCCGAAAACUUUUACACCUUCAUGAUCAUGAAGAGCAAUUUUGAUCAGAAGUACAUCAAGGAUUUGGCUCGCAAUACAUUGAAGAACUUUGACAUUGACACCGAGGAUGCCAAACUCUUUGCCUUUCUGGCCUUGCUGAACACCUAUGUCUCGGAAUCGGGAAUUGCAUUGUCGCUUUGUGAGGAUUUCUUUGGGGUGAAAAUGACACGCCUCCCAGUGGACUGCGUGUUGGACAAGAUGAAGGUCUACUCCAACUUCCUCAUUAUAGACAGAGUCGAAGAGUGUGGAGGAUACAAAAGACUUCGGAUUCUCCAUCAUUCCAUUGCGGACGCCUGCUUGGAACAAUUGGAGCAAGGCUACAACUUAAUGGCUAGUGACAUCACUAUGCUGAUGCUUCACUGUGAUCUGUUCUUCAGGAAAGGCGUGGUCAAAGACAAACUGAUGCUCUCCAUUGUAUACAUGUUGAUUUCAAGACGCAAGAAGGAUGGCAAUGAAAGGGAGCCCUUCUCUCCCCUCAUUGACAAAAUCCAUCAACAGCAGGGGAGACAAACUGUGCAGGACAUCUUUGUGAAGGCGUCCUCCAGGUUUAGUCAGACGGCGUCUAUCCCUCAAGCCUUUGCACGAUAUCUGUGCAUCAACGAGCGAGACUUUCCUGAGGCGCUGAAGUGGGCCGAGAAGGCCAGGAACAUCACAGAAAACGCGUACAUGAUUGACACAAUUGGACAAGUAUACAAAAGUUACCUGAAGUCAAAUAUGGACAAAGAAAAACAAGAGAUGUCUCACAAUCCAGAUGACUUGGACACCAACAUUCACCUCGCCAUCAAUGGAAUCAGAGCUUUCCAACGCGCCCAAGACCAGUGGGACAAUUUGCAACUGGACAAGCCCGAUGAUCAGUCUGGUGACUUCCCUCGAAAGGCGUACAAUAUAUACGGCCACGUGGGAGUGAUAGAAGUGUCUUUCCUUGUCUUUGAGAUCCUGGUUAGAGUACCUUUCUUCGAGGAAUGUGACCCCAUGAAGAAGAAGUACUUUGUGAGUUUUCUGAAAGGCUCCAUUCCAAUCGGUAGCGUUCACAAAGACAGUAGCCCAGUCAACGACCAAUUUGCAAAGAUCAUCAAGGACCACGAGCCCUUCCUGCUCCACCUGAAGCCUAACGUCAAGGAGAAGUUUGACUUCCUCAACUGUUACUUCACCUACACCAAAGGCAACUUUGAGUUUGACACUCUCAACUACAGGACAAUGUGCAACCACUUUAAAAAGUAUGUGGAGCUCUUCUGCACUGCGCCAGGGGAGCUAAGAAAAGUGAAUGAGGACAACCCCAAACUGAACCUUAGCUUGCUCAUUGAAGAACGCAGGAUGUAUCUGGAAAAGAACAAAGCGGACACCUUCUCUGGAAUUCUUCAACACUGGGACAAGUCAGCCCACGAGAUGGAGAAAAUUGUGGAAUGCUUUGCUUUUUUGCAACAGACAGUCAAACAAAAACACAACAUUCAAGUGAAAAUCAAUUACAUUUUGGCAAAUGUGGUUCUUUACACUUUCAAUCCAAAGUCCAAGCUUGUGAAGAGCUACAAGCAGCUGUGUGAUUUGCUUCGGGAAGCUCUGCAGGUUGUUGUACACCCUUACCACUUACCGGACCCGUACUUCCUGGCUGUCCUCUUCUUCUGGCCCACACUGUCGGAGGAAAACUCAGAAAUUCAAGAAUACCUCAAACACAUUCGCAGUUCAUCCCGCAAACACCUGUCAAAGUUGUUCUACAAGAGAAGCACCAUUGCACACCUGUACUUGGGAAGACAGGAUGGACUCAAGAGACUUGUGUCCAAAGCCAGUCUGGAUAAGAAUUUUCUUACCAAGAUGUCACGUGACAAACUGGCACAACUCUGGUGGAACGGAGACAUCUUUCAGGAGAAAGACAUCAGCGGCCGCCUGCUCCGAGUCAGCGGAACCAUCGAGCAGGGAGAAGUCUUUGCCAACUACGGAAAAUUGAAAAUUCCUGUGAACCCGGCACGCAGGAGUGGAAUUAGAGGCGGUUGCAGCACAGAGAAGAUAUCCUUUUAUCUGGGAUUUGCCAUCAAUGGGCCGCUGGCGUACGAUAUUCAGUAUCAAAACUAGACCUGUUGUUCCGAUUACCUCUGUGCCUUGUGGCGCUCUCCCGUUCUCUCUCGCCUUCAGUAUAUCGCCCGGCUGGAGCUGGGACAGCUGGACGCAACUGUUCACCAUCAGACCGUGAAGCCACUGAGGCUGAUUGGAGGCAGCUGGGAGUUGCUGGUUCUUCACUCUCGCUACCUGAAGUCCUCGCACGCCACGACUCCGCUACCAGCUCCCUCAUCCUGUCCAGCUGUCCCUGCCUUCCCAGCCAGAGGACUCUCCCUUCGUUUUGCUUCCCUGGUGUGCCGCUGCCACCAGCACCCUCAGUUUGUCCACUGUUCUCACCUUUAGUUUUAACCUUGGUGUGCGCCCUUAGUUAGCCCUCCUUCUUGCCUUGAGCCUCGCUUGUUCACCACCAGUGAGUCAUUAAAGAACUUUUAACCACUCAAACCUGCAUCUGCAUUCUGUGGUCCACCGCGGGAACGUAACACCUGUGUCUGUAUGUAAAUAUUCGCUUAUUGUAAGAUGUCUUCCUCGGGGAAAAAAUAUCCUGAACAAAUAAAUGUGGCAUUGUUUUCA
Molecule: messenger RNA, 5383 nt
Organism: Doryrhamphus excisus (bluestripe pipefish)
Lineage: Eukaryota; Metazoa; Chordata; Actinopteri; Syngnathiformes; Syngnathidae
Source: RefSeq, a predicted model, not a curated record